CCGUAGAGGGCGUGGCAUGUGGAACCGGGAGGAGCUGUUUUGGGGUGUUGUGAAUCCGUGUAGCCCAGAAAUCCUGAGUGGGAGUUGUCCGACCGAUUUGUUGUGUGUUUGUCUUGCGUUUCUCAGAGAUUAUCAACACGCCUGCAGCAGCUAUGCCCGGGAUAGAGAAGCUACCGAUAGAGGAGACGCUGGAGGACAGCCCGCAGACACGGUCUCUUCUGGGAGUUUUUGAGGAGGACACUGCAGCCAUCUCCAACUACUGCACACAACUGUAUCAGGCCAUGCAGAGGAUUUAUGAUGCACAGAAUGAGCUGAGUGCUGCAACACACCUGACCUCCAGACUGCUGAAAGAAUAUGACAAACAGCGUUUUCCUCUCGGGGGUGAUGAUGAGGUGAUGAGUUCUACUCUGCAACAGUUUGCAAAAGUCAUCGAUGAACUCAGCUCCUGUCAUGCUGUCUUGUCCACACAACUUGCUGAUGCCAUGAUGUUCCCCAUCACUCAGUUUAAAGAGCGAGACCUGAAGGAGAUCCUUACUCUUAAAGAAGUCUUCCAAAUAGCCAGUGAUGAUCACGACGUGGCGAUUAACAGAUACAGUCGCUUAUCCAAAAGGAGGGAGAACGACAAGUUACGGGCGGAGGUGGUGGAGGAUGUCUACACCUCCCGCAAGAAACAACACCAGACAAUGAUGCACUACUUCUGCUCACUGAACACUCUGCAGUACAAGAAGAAGACAGCUCUGCUGGAGCCACUGCUGGGAUACAUGCAGGCACAGAUCAGUUUCUUUAAGCUGGGGUCAGAAAAUCUCACCCAGCAGUGGGAAGAGUUCCUGGGAACUAUAGGAACCAGUGUCCAGAAUGUACGCCGGGAAAUGGAGGAGGAGGUGGGGCAGAUGCAACAGACCAUCCAGGAGAUGGAGAGGGCUUGUGACGCCCUUUAUGCACCAUGUGACCCCGACCCCGCCCACUCACCUGUGAGUCGCAACCUGACCAGGAAGCAGGGCUACCUGUACAUCCGGAAUAAGACUGGGCUAGUGUCAUCAUCCUGGGAGCGACAGUACUUCUUUACACAGGGUGGAAACCUGAUGCAACAGGGCCGGGGAGAGGUGGCGGGCGGGCUGGUCACAGACCUUGACAACUCCUCCGUCAUGGCAGUUGACUGUGAUGACCGCCGAUUCUGCUUUCAGGUCACUUCCUUUGAUGGGAAAAAAGUGGUGACGCUGCAGGCGGAGAGCAGGAAGGAAUGCGAGGAGUGGAUCUCCACCAUCAACAACAUCUCAAGGAGGAUCUACCUGAGUGAAAAUGCAGAGGAGCUUGCAGCCAGAGUGAACCAAUCCGCUCUUGAAGCCGUGACACCAUCACCGUCCUUUCAGCAGAGACACGAGAGCAUGAGACCCACCAGUAAGGGGCGAACGGGUCGAGCGAGCAGCAUCAGCUCUGUGGGCUCCGAGCCAUCGCCCGCUCUUUCUGUGCUCUCACUGGAUGCACUGGUUGCCCCAGAAACACCCAUCCAGUUUGACAUAAUUUCCCCCGUCAGUGAGGAGAACUCAGGACAAAGCAAAACAGUACCGCAGUCCUGCAGGAGAAGUAAUCCAUUUGGGGAGUCAGGAGAGAGCACAGCAGAAGACAGUGAAGACUCGAUCCUCCACCAGCUCUUUAUCGUUCGCUUCCUGGGCUCCAUGGAGGUGAAGACUGCCGAGUCAGUGGAUGUCAUCUCUGAGACCAUGAGGCAGAUCCUGGCUGCCAGAGCCAUCCACAACAUCUUCAGGAUGACCGAGUCCCACCUGCUGGUCACCUGCGACUGCCUCAAGCUAAUUGAUCCUCAGACACAAGUGACGCGACUCAGGUUCCCUCUCUCCACUGUGGUGCAGUGUUUGUCCCAUCAGGACAACAAGAGGCUGUUUGGUUUUGUUCUGCAGUCGGCAAGCGGGCGGAGCGACAGCCGAGCCAUGUGCUACAUCUUUGAAUCCAACAACGAUGGAGAGAAGAUCUGUGACAGCAUCGGUCUGGCCAAGCAGAUCGCCUUGCACUCGGAGAUGGACCGUAAAGCGGUGGAGAAGAAAAAGGAGGAGGAUAAGGCCAAAGAGAAACAGAAGGAGGAACUGAGCAAGCAAAGACAGAUCGAGAAGGAUCUGGAGGAGCAGAGCCGCUUGAUCGCUGCAUCAAGUCGCCCGGCCAACCCGCCUGGCUCUGACGGACAGUUCCUAGUGCUUAGCAACAGCCAGUCAGAGGACAGUGACGCUGGAGAGGAGGGGAAGAAGAAGGGUGAGUCUGAAGCUUAACGACACUCAGAGGAUGCAUGUUUUACCUCCCAGGCGAGUCCCAGCUGGUAAAAUCGAGACCACAGCUCAGGAAUCAGAGGAGGGGAACACCACUCGCCCACCUAUCCGCCCGCGCGGACUGCCUGGAACUGAAAAACAUGUGCUUCCUCUGUGCAGGACUCUGAAGCUUGUGAUGGAGGCCUGUCACUCUAAAAUGGAGGAUAUAUCUAAUGCACCCUCACUGUAAAAGGGAGGGAAGUAGGUGAGGAAACGCCUCAUCCAGGACUUGUGUUUUAUUCUGUGUUAAAAAAACAAAAACAAACAAAGGAAAAAAAAAUGCUGCUUUUAUACCGGCUCCACUUUCAAGAAGAGACAUGACUAUAGAUUAACCUCUAAGUUUCUGUUUUUAUGUUUAUUUUAUAAGAAGAGCUAACAAAAAUAUGGAAGACGUAAAACAAAAUGUGAGAAGAAUAUUGAACCUGGGUCUGUCGGUACCGGCUCUUGCAUGAGUGCACUUUGAGAGGAAGUGAUGGUUUUUUUUACCCGUGAUGAAGGUCCCAGAGGGCAACAGGACACCUCAUCCACUUUCUCCAUCAGUGUUGUUGAUUUAAAAAAAAAAGAAAAAAGAAAGAAAGAGGUCAGCU
Messenger RNA from Pundamilia nyererei, 2902 nucleotides. RefSeq names its product adaptor protein, phosphotyrosine interaction, PH domain and leucine zipper containing 1 (gene appl1). The transcript has 22 exons. NCBI's taxonomy places the organism in Eukaryota, Metazoa, Chordata, Actinopteri, Cichliformes, Cichlidae. Gene Ontology annotation, biological process: signaling. The record is from RefSeq and is a predicted model, not a curated record. Bases 153 to 2279 code for a protein of 708 amino acids. Gene Ontology annotation, cellular component: endosome membrane; cytoplasm. Gene Ontology annotation, molecular function: identical protein binding.